CAGCUCGACAAGAGUCUUUUUUUCCUUUUCUCAACUCGGCCCCUUGAUUCCUUUCUGUGCCGUGAGUUGUUUUUGUAUUUUAGAGGCAUGAUCGCAGCGCGCCGUGCACCAGUUCAUGGUGUCCGUCAUUAUGUGACAGCGACAUCGUCCAUCGCCUCGUUGCGAGCAGCACAACUUGGCAGAACAGCAGCCUACAGAAGAUUAACGGCGGCGACCACCGACACAUCCUCAUCUCCUCUGAGUUCCUCUAUACAUCUCACACCUUUCUCUCCUCGACUCACAGUCCCCUCUCAAUCUCUCCUAAGAUCUCUACAUACUUCACGAGCCCUAUACCAACAGCCACAACCGAAAGAAGAAGCCAAGCAAGAAGUCAGGGAUCCUCCGCGGGACGAAAAGCCCAAGGAAGAAGCCAAAGCCAGUGGCGAAGAACAGAAAGAGGGAGAGGAGAAACAAAACAAGGACGAGAAAUCGGAAAAGGACGACAAAACACCGCCACCUCCGCCACCACCUCAUGGAGACAAGACACCAUGGCAAGUCUUUACCGAAACCCUCCGAACCGAGUUCAAAGCCUCCAAGGAAUGGAACGAGUCGACCAAACAAUUAUCCGGUUCAGUGCAACAGUUCACCGAAUCCGAUGCAGUACGAAGAGCCAGAGAAGCGUCAGAGGCUGCUUCCAAGGGUACUUCGCAGGUCAUCAAAGGCGCAGGUCGCGCCAUUGGACAGGGUGCAGCAUGGACAUGGGAUUCCAAGGUAGUCCAAGGUGUUCGAUCCGGUGUGAAUGCGACUGGCCGUGGGAUUGAGAAAGCGACUCGCCCCAUCCGAGAAACCAAGGCCUUCAAAGAUAUCUCCGAAGCUAUCGACGACGGCAGUAGUUCGAGAUAUGGAGGCUGGGUUGAGAAAGAAGAACGGCGCAAGAAGCGAGAGGCUCAACUCCUGAAAGAAGCGCAAUCUGGUAAAAAACCUGUGGAAGAAAUGGUCGAGGAUCCAAAUGCUGGAACCAACAUUACCGUUCACAAAGACUCGGCCUGGAAGGAGUCAUGGAACAGCUUCAAGGAAAAUUCCAAAAUGAUGCAAGGUUUGUUCAAUAUGAAACAAACAUAUGAAGAGUCGGAGAAUCCUUUCAUCUCAACAGCCCGGUCAAUAUCAGAUCGAGUUGCAGGCUUUUUCGCCGAAAAUGAGACUGCGAUGGUGAUCAAGAAAUUCCGAGAGAUUGAUCCCAACUUCCAACUAGAGCCAUUCUUGCGAGAUUUGCGGGAAUUCAUGCUCCCUGAGGUCCUCGAUGCAUACGUCAAGGGUGAUGUUGAGACACUCAAGGUCUGGCUAUCGGCGGCGCAAUUCCAGGUCUAUUCUGCUCUGAUGGAACAGUACACCAAGGCUGGACUUAAGUCGGACGGACGGAUACUUGACAUCAGACACGUCGACAUCCUAAAUGCCAGGUUACUCGAGCCAGGCGACAUUCCAGUGUUUAUCAUCACAUGCCGGACACAAGAGGUUCACGUCUACCGAAACCAAAAAACGAACGAACUUGCUGCUGGUAUGGAGGAUAAGGUCCAACUGGUCACAUAUGCCAUUGGUAUGACCAGAUUACCCGAAGAAGUCAACAAUCCCGAGACCAGAGGAUGGAGAAUGAUUGAAUUGCAAAAGGCUGCACGUGAUUAUUACUGAUCACGAUAUCAGCAAACAACUUGUUCAUGUCUCCUCGGAAAUGGGAAAAAAAACCCUGUACCAGCAUCUUUCAGCGAGCAUAAUGGAGAUGGGGGGGCCAUCCGCUCCUUGUGUUUCUUUUCAAAACUUUUGCAGCGAUCAUUCCCAUCUCGAUCUCUGUCUUGUGUAAUUUAUUCUUGUCAAAAAGGGAAAAAAGAAAAUAGGAGGAGGCGGCACGGGCAUUGGAGCCACUGGCUUGUACUCGUGCUUGAAUGAAGGUGUACUAUUUGUACAGCAGUGAAGAUUGCUGGGUUUUUGUAUAAUGGCCUGCAUGACCUCGUCCGGAUGCAUUGAGUUCGAGCAAUAUAUCGGGGGGGUUGGGGGUUUAGCUCGAGUCGAUCAGAUUCAUUGAUAGGGAAAUUGAGAUGAAUAUGGACAGAGGCGAGAAAGAAGGAGAAGAAGAAGGGCUGCUAACUUGUCCAGCCCUUUCUUUCGGUGGGGGUGUGAUGAAGGAAAAGCAGAAGAAAAUAAUUCUACUCUUGAAAUGAAUACUUGUGUACGAGUAUGAAACCUGG
Exophiala oligosperma is the source of this 2219-nucleotide messenger RNA. RefSeq lists its product as uncharacterized. Bases 88 to 1665 code for a protein of 525 amino acids. The transcript is spliced from 2 exons. Gene Ontology annotation, biological process: protein import into mitochondrial matrix. Lineage: Eukaryota; Fungi; Ascomycota; Eurotiomycetes; Chaetothyriales; Herpotrichiellaceae. The record is from RefSeq and is a predicted model, not a curated record. Gene Ontology annotation, cellular component: mitochondrial inner membrane. Gene Ontology annotation, molecular function: protein-folding chaperone binding.